AUGUAAUAAAUUGGACACCAGAUCUUAUCAAAAUGGUAAAGAAAUAAUUCUAUCAUUUUAGGUACUAAACAAAUUACAAUUAUAGAGCACUAUUUUAGUAUGAAGUUAAAGAAGAAGGGUAUAUUAUGGGACAAUUGAUAGAAAGAAAUGAGGAUAUUUUGAAUGUGGUCAUUCACACAAUUCGUUUUACUUAUAGAUAAGGAUUUCAGGCAUAUCAAUGUUAAGAUAGUGCAUUGACAACAGAUUCUGGAUGGGGUUGUGUAAUAAGAGUGGGAUAAAUGAUGAUGGCAGAACUCUUAAAAAGGCAUUUGAAGUGUUUUUAUAAUGUGGAUCUGUUUUCGAUUCCUCGUCUUUUGUAGGAAGUUUUAUAAUUGUUCAAGGAUGAUGAUGAAAUGGAAAGUUAGAAAGGUUUUGUAAGACCAUCAAAGUAUGGAUUUUCGAUUUAGAAGAUAAUGAGAGUAGCCUAUAAGGAAUGGGGUAAGAAACCUGGUGAAUGGUAUAGUCCAAAUUAGAUAGUUUAGGCAAUUUACAAAAUUCUAUCAGAGAAUAAUAUCACAUGUAAUUUUAAAAUUUAAGGGUAAAAGAUUGUUGUGGUUUGGGUUUUGUGCCAUUCUACGAGAGCUAAAUAGAUCUAAGAGCUAUAUUUUAAGAGAUGUGCAUGGUUGAGAAUUGUUGUUGUUAAUAGAGAACAUUUUCUAUUGAGUAAUUUUUGAGAGCAUUGGAAAAAUUGGAGAUUGGUAAAGAAGAAGUAGUAUAAGUUAUGCAUGGUAAUGAUUCAAUAAGUGAUGUUUGUUAUGAUGAUCAAUCAGAAUAGAAUAAGAAGGAGAUUGGAAAUUUGAUAAAGAAAUAUAUUUGUUAAAAAUGUUUUAUACCUAUUAGAGCAGUAACAGUAUGUUUAUUAAGCAGAAUUGGAUGUGAUUAGCCUAAUCCAGAUUAUAUAUAAGCAAUUAGAUAAUUUAUGAAGAAGAAAUAUUUUGCUGGUAUGUUGGGAGGUAGACCUAAGGAAGCUAAUUUCAUUGUAGGUUUUGUUGAUAAUAAAUUUGUUGUAUUGGAUCCACAUUUAGUAUAAGAAGCUAAGAUGAAUCCUGAAGAAUAUAUUAAAUCAUGUUUUCCAGGUGAAGCUUUAUUUAUGAGUGAUAAAGAGAUUGAUUGUUCACUUGGAUUGGUAUUCUAUUUAAAUAAUAUGGAUGAUUUGAUUGAAUUGAUCUAUGAUAUCUAAGCACAUUAGUAAAUAAACUUUUUUUCAUUUGCUCAUCUUUAACAUUGGAAAUACUAAGAGACGAAAAAAGAAGAGUAACUUCAAAAUAUUAAAGAAAUGAAAGAAUUCUUAAGUGAAUUUUAAGUACAAUAAUAACAAUAAUAAAUAUUGAAUUUAGAGAUUUCCACAUAUCAAGAAGCACAUUAAAAUGAAAUUGAAUACUUUGAUCAAUAACCAAUUCUAAAAGAAAUAGAUUCAAGUUAUGAAGAAAUUUGA
Molecule: messenger RNA, 1474 nt
Organism: Paramecium pentaurelia
Lineage: Eukaryota; Ciliophora; Oligohymenophorea; Peniculida; Parameciidae
Source: the annotation of a GenBank genome assembly